Neocloeon triangulifer is the source of this 1889-nucleotide messenger RNA. RefSeq lists its product as uncharacterized. The transcript is spliced from 7 exons. NCBI's taxonomy places the organism in Eukaryota, Metazoa, Arthropoda, Insecta, Ephemeroptera, Baetidae. The record is from RefSeq and is a predicted model, not a curated record. Bases 53 to 1726 code for a protein of 557 amino acids.
CGAGAGCAGUAUAGAUACCCUCUCGAGACCAGUAGCAGGGUUAUUCUCCUCGAUGGCUUACACACGUUGUUCACUCGUCUGCGCUCUCCUGAUCGCCGGUUUGGUUUCAGCGGCGCCCACUGGCUCGGAAUUAGAACAUUUGGAGCCCCAAUUGCCAAACGAAGAUGUGGUGAACAAUGAUGUUGCCCAAGUGAAGAGACAUAUUAGAUUGCAAGAGACUCCCACAGAAACUUCUGAAUGUAAUGAAGAACAUCCACCCCCUUUAUGCAACCUGAAAAAAACCCUGGAACCUAUUGCCGCAGAUGUCAAGAAUAUCAUUCGUGAAUUCUGCCCAAAAUGCACAGCAUCAAAGCGCGUCAUAUUGGAAAGGAUGAUGGAUACUAUAGUUCACACGUGCAACGAACAGGCCGCAGAAGAAGAACCCCAGGCUGAGGGACUUGCGAAAAGAGUGGCUGAUAAUGUGGCUGCUCUAAUCAUCCAGCACCAGCAGAGACACCAGGAAGAAAAUCCACUUCAAGGGGAGAACACCGAAAAACUCGUGGACCAACUUAUGGCCCGCAUUGCCGCUACCAAUAUUCCUUGCACUCGCGUUGCACGACAGGAUGAUUUAAUAUCCGAUUCUAGUGAUUCCAGUGAUCCUAGCGAUUCCAGUGAUCCCAGCGAUUCCAGUGAUCCCAGCGAUUCCAGUGAUCCCAGCGAUUCCAGCUCCUGCUCAUGCGACUCUUGCAGCUGCUCUUCCUGCUCAUGCGAUUCUUGCAGCUCAGAUUCCUGCUCUUGUGAUUCCUGCUCGUGCGAUUCUUGCAGCUCAGAUUCUUGCUCUUGUGAUUCAAGUAGCUCAGAUUCCUGCUGUUGUGACAGUUCAAGCUCCAGCUCUUGCAGCUGCUGUUCCAGUAGUUCUGACUCCUGCUCAUGCGACUCCUGCUCCUGCGAUUCUUCAUCCUCUAGUGAUAGUUGCUGCUGCUCAUCAUCUUCAAGCGAUAGCUGCUCAUCUUCGUCAAGCUGUUCCUGUGAUUCUUCAUCUUCGAGUGACAGCUGCUGCUGCUCCUCGUCUUCGAGUGACAGCUGCUCAUGCAGUUCAUCUUCAAGCGAUAGCUGCUCUUCAUCUUCAUCUAGCUGCUCUUGCUCUUCUUCCAGUGAUAGCUGCUCAUCCUCCUCCAGUGACAGCUGCUCCUGCUCAUCAUCUUCUAGUGAUAGCUGCUCAUCAUCUUCCUCGAGCUGUUCCUGCUCCUCGUCUUCGAGUGAAAGCUGCUCAUCUUCCUCGUCCAGCUGCUCCUGCUCCUCGUCUUCGAGUGACAGCUGCUCAUCUUCAUCGUCCAGUUGCUCCUGCUCCUCGUCUUCCAGUGACAGCUGCUCAUCUUCAUCCUCGAGCUGCUCGUGCUCAUCAUCUUCAAGUGACAGCUGCUCAUCUUCAUCCUCCAGUGAUAGCUGCUGCUGCUCAUCAUCUUCUAGCAGCAGUAGUUGCUCUAGCAGUAGCUCCUCGUGUUCCUGCGAUUCUAGUAGCUCCGAUGACUGUUCCAGCUCUUCAUCCUGCUCAUGCGAAUCUAGCAGCAGCGAAUGCUGCUCUGGAGAGAUUCACAAGGAAUGCAAGUGCUGGAAAAAGGUGUCGGUUGAGUGCCCAUCCAGCUCUGAGUGUAGCAGCAAUUCAGAUUCUAUCUCAUGCCACAGAUGCAGCGUGCGGACACAUCUUAUUCCGGUAUACCAAGAAGCUGAGCAAGCGUAUUACUAAUUUGAAGGUUUAUUUAAAAAUUUUUGCAAUCCUGACAUAAAUUAUUAGCCUAGUAACAACAAGUAAGAAAUAUACCAAGUUUCUCACAUCUCUUCAAUUAGGCAUCUCCUCAAAACUCGCACAUUCAUUUGUAUUGUUAAUAUAGAAUGAUAUAGAAUAUGCA